This is a messenger RNA of Striga asiatica, 1170 nucleotides long. NCBI's taxonomy places the organism in Eukaryota, Viridiplantae, Streptophyta, Magnoliopsida, Lamiales, Orobanchaceae. The record is from the annotation of a GenBank genome assembly.
AUGGCCUCUCCAAUUUUGAAUUCACUCCUAAUACUCUCCUAUCUUUUCCUAAUCUCCACACCAAAUUAUGCCCUCAACCCUUUAUCAUCAUCUUCAUCUCCAAAUUCCACACGGCCCUCUUCAUACAGUCGAACCCAACUCUCCUCCCUAAAAUCACUCUGCAAAACCACGCCAAAUCCCGACCAUUGCCUGGACGCCGCCAAGCUCUCCGUCUCUCUCAACCUCCCCACCAACCUUAUCUCCUUCCUCAUCCAUACCCUCCAAACCGCACUCUCCCAGGGUCGCAAGCUCUCCACCCUCCUCUCCGCCGCUGCCGCCGACGGCGGCCGCGGCCUCAUCGAGAAACAGAGGGGCACCGUCCAGGACUGCACGCAACUGCACCAAAUCACACAAUCCGCACUGCAGACAUCCAUCUCCCGCAUCACCUCCGGCGGGAAAAAGAUCGACGACGCCCGGACCUUCCUCAGCGCCGCCCUCACCAACAGGGCCACCUGCCUCGAGGGCCUCGCCUCCGCCACCGGGCCCCUGAAGCCGCAGCUCCUCGCCGCCCUCGACGCCACCUACGCCCAUGUCGGGAACUCGCUCUCGAUGCUAGGCCGGCGGGGGCGGGCGGCGCCGCCGGGGCGGCGGCGGCUGCUGGGGUACCCGCGGUGGCUAUCGGGGGAGGCGCGGCGGGCGCUGCAAAGUUCCGGCGGGGAGUAUGACCCGAGCGAGGUGCUGACGGUGGCGGCGGACGGGAGUGGGAACUUCACGACGGUGGCGGCGGCGGUCGAUUUUGCCCCCAAUAACAGCGCGGAGAGGGUGUUUAUAUACGUGAGGGAAGGGGUUUAUGAGGAGAAUGUGGAGAUUCCGAGCUGGAAACCUAACAUUGUGCUGCUCGGAGACGGCAGUGACGUCACUGUUAUCACCGGGAACAGGAGCGCCGCAGGCGGCUGGACCACUUUCAGAUCUGCUACUUCACCACACCACUGGCCUCGACUCACACACAACACGACGCCGUCGCCGGACUGCCGUCGCUAUCGCCACUAUCCGUCUCCUCCCGACGCAAUUACUCGUCUUCGUCCGCCGCCUCAUAACUGUGUAAUCCGGCUCGACGCCUCGCCUCCGUCCACAAACACAUAUCUUCGUCUCUGUCAGCUGCCGCCUCGCAGCGCCACCGUCUGCCGCGUC